UGAAAUAAGUUUGAAAUUUUCUUUUUUUUUUUUUUCUUUAACUUGGCUGUGAGAUUUACAAUAUCCACGAAUUCUUAAAGUCAAAAGAAAUGAAAAAAAAAAAUUUAACUAGUUAGUUACAAGAAAAUUUUAAUUAGAAUUAGAGAAAAAGAGAGAGAGAAAAAAAAAUAUGACGAAAAAAUCAAAUUAAUUUUGCUGAAAAUAAAAAAUAUUUUUUGUAUAUUUUUUUAUGUGUGUUUUUUUUUCUUAUUUAUUAAUAUUAAUAUUGUGUUUGUCAACCUUAUGCUUUUUUUUUCUAAAGUUCUAAAAUAAAAAAAAAAAGCCUGAGUGCCCGUGUUCGUGUUUAAUAAAAGAGUGAAAGACGCGUGGUUGACAUAUUGAAUUUUUUUUUUUUUAUAUAUAUGUACUUAUGUAUUUCUGGAAUCACUAACGAAGAUUAAAAAUAUUAUUUUUAAAGUUAAUUAAAUUACAUUGAAUUAUAUGGAAAAAAAAAUUAUAUAUGAAUGAAUUUAUAAAAUUUAAUUAAAAAUAUAAAGAAAAAAAAAGAAAGAAAAUUGGUGGCCGAAUGUGGGGAAUGUCUCAUUCAUUACCAUCUGGAAUGGACACAGAUUUUACAUCAUCAUAUCCAGCUGGUGCAGGAUUUGGUGGUCCAGGACCAGGAAUGUUUAGUGGACCACAAAGAAGUAGUCGCGCAAUGUAUAAUGAUUUUCAAGCGAAUAGUGCAUUAGGUCAAAUGGGUCAUAUGGCAUCGAGUACAAGUAAUUUAGCUGGACCAGGUGGUGGGCCAUUACCAGUUGGUUGUAGUGGAACUAAUUUAAUUGUUAACUACUUACCGCAAGAUAUGCAAGAUCGUGAAUUAUAUUCAUUAUUUAGGACAAUUGGUCCAAUAAAUACAUGUCGAAUAAUGAGAGACUUGAAGACUGGUUACAGUUUUGGUUACGCAUUUGUUGAUUUUUGUAAUGAAACAGAUGCGCAAAGAGCUAUUAAAAGUCUAAAUGGUAUUACAGUACGAACAAAACGAUUAAAGGUUUCAUAUGCACGACCUGGUGGUGAUUGUCUUAAAGAUACCAAUUUGUAUGUAACAAAUCUUCCACGUACAAUUACAGAAGAUCAAUUAGAUAUAAUAUUCGGCAAAUAUGGACAAAUUGUACAAAAGAAUAUUUUAAGAGAUAAAUUGACUGGCAAACCAAGAGGAGUUGCGUUUGUAAGAUUUAAUAAACGUGAGGAGGCUCAAGAAGCAAUAUCUGCUUUAAAUAAUGUGAUUCCUGAAGGUGGUAUGCAACCAUUAACUGUUCGUGUUGCUGAAGAACACGGUAAACAAAAAGCUCACGUAUAUAUGGGUGGCGGUGGUGGUCUACAAACACCUAUGUACAACAAUAUUAUGCACAGAGCUGAUCGAUUUACUGGAUUAAUAGAUGGUAUCUAUAGGAAAAAGUCUUAUCAUUAUCCUUUCUUAUAAUCAUAUGGUUAUAAUUAUAAUUAUUAUAAUAACUUUUAGAUGAUUUUUUUUUUGUUAAAAUCUUGUUUCAUUUUUUUUCUAAUUUUGUAAACAUACUUUUUUUUCCAUUUUUAAUUUUGAAAUUCAUAAUUAAUUUUAUGUGUAAUUUUUAUUAUAUAUACUUAAAAAGAAAAUUAUUAUAUAAUGAGAAAUUAAUAAAAAAAAUUUAAAUAUAUAUAUAUAGGUAAAUAAUAUAUUAUAUAAAUAUAUAUACAUAUAUGUAUAAUACCAAAAAGUAAAAAUAGAA
This is a messenger RNA of Condylostylus longicornis, 1745 nucleotides long. RefSeq names its product sex-lethal homolog. Gene Ontology annotation, biological process: sex determination; alternative mRNA splicing, via spliceosome. Gene Ontology annotation, molecular function: poly(U) RNA binding; poly(A) binding; mRNA 3'-UTR binding. Bases 566 to 1459 code for a protein of 297 amino acids. Gene Ontology annotation, cellular component: nucleus; ribonucleoprotein complex; cytosol. The transcript has 7 exons. The record is from RefSeq and is a predicted model, not a curated record. Lineage: Eukaryota; Metazoa; Arthropoda; Insecta; Diptera; Dolichopodidae.